AUGCAAGAAGUUGAAAAUUCAUCUGUUGAGGUGAAGCCAUGUUUUAAGACGAAUCCGGACAUCUUCCGGCUUGGUGAACGUAAAGAACAUGUUCUGGCUCACGAAAUUGGUGCUGGAUCACGUUGCCGGAAAUGCGAUUGUUCAGGCUUAGAUUUACAUUUUUGGAGAAAAAUAUGCAAAACAUGUGGUUGUCGAAUGGACGAACAUGACGUGCAACUGCCGAAUGAGUUUGAUCACGGUCAAAUAAUAAUUGGCCGAUUGUUUGGAGUUCGUGAACAUUUUGAAAGCACUUCUAAGCCUUUAAUAGCUUUGAAAAGUUCAGAACAUGACAAAAAUGCAAUUUCAUCAUCUGCCACCUCACCUAUAGCAAAAAAGAAUGUGACAGCUGUUUACAACUUCAAAACGAAUCUUGAUGAGGAACGGAACGAUGUGAAAUCAACCGAGUAUUCGUGGGCCCCAGUACCAGAUAAGCUACUGGUCGAGAAAUAUAUGAUGGCGUUGCCAGAAAUUGAACGGCCAAUAUUAGGAACUGGGGGAGAGCAAAACCGGAAAAGUCGACUUCAAUUUCAGCUACCUUUGUACGAUUGUAAUAUAGAAGAUGCCCGGUUUGUUAAUGAAGGCGACAAACCAGUACUACAACGUUUUAUUGAGAAUAUUAAGAAAAAUGCAAUUGGUGUAGGUACGGUUGUGACGGUGCCGUCAGCAUCAACAACUCCAACAGGGCUAGAAGAUGCAUUAAACGGGUUAAAGCUACAAACGGAUUGUAAUGAAUGCAAAAACAGUUUGAAUUCUGGAGAUGUUGGUGUAUGCACAGAUCAUGGUAAAGCGAAAGAUAUCUGGCAUCCGGGUUGUUUCCGAUGUUCAACAUGUCAUCAACUACUUGUUGAUAUGAUAUAUUUCUAUAAUGAUGGCAAAUACUAUUGUGGAAGACAUUAUGCGGAUAUCCACUAUCCACGUUGUGCUGGCUGUGAUGAGCUUAUAUUUGCUCAUGAAUAUACAUAUGCGGAAGAGAAAUCAUGGCAUUUUGAUCAUUUCGCAUGUUAUAAGUGUGAUUUGAAGUUAGGUGGUCAUCGUUAUAUGGCUGUUGAUGAGCAGCCAUACUGCUUACCAUGCUAUAUGGAGCAUUAUGCUAAAAAAUGUGAAAGUUGUGAAAGUAAGAUAGCGCCGGAUGAGAAACGACUUCAUUAUAAGGAAUAUCAUUGGCAUGCCAGACAAUCCUGUUUUCAAUGUCAGAACUGCCACAAAAGUCUUAUUGAUCAGAAAUUUUUAUUGAAAAACUUAAAAGUUUUUUGUUCAGGAAAUUGUCGUGAUGAAUUCUUUAAAUGUUGA
Auanema sp. JU1783 is the source of this 1329-nucleotide messenger RNA. NCBI's taxonomy places the organism in Eukaryota, Metazoa, Nematoda, Chromadorea, Rhabditida, Rhabditidae. The record is from the annotation of a GenBank genome assembly.